UUUUUUUUUUUUUUUUUUUUUUUGCCGAUUCAUAUGUAUAUCAAUAAAUACAAAUCAGCCGGUGCAUACAGUUUGUGUAUAGGUGUAGUGUUUGGAACAGCAGCUUCUUAUUUUGGCAAAUAUAAUAGGAAAGCAUAUGUAAAUCUUAUGUCGAAGUACAUUACAGUAUCAGCAGUAUCAAUUGCAGCAUUAUUGAGUCUUCAAGGGUUCAUGGUGCCAACAACACAAUCAAAACAAUCGCCUUUACAACAUUUAAGAGUACUUAACUAUCAAUCUCACUCUAUAUCAGCUAUACCGACCACCAAACCAUCAAUGAAUAUUCACAGCCGAUAUGUAUAGGUCAACAAGGCUUUUUUGUUUAUAUUUACUUUUUCCAAAAGAAGUGUUACACUCAGCUCGCGUUUCAACUUUAAUUUUACAUUCACACACCC
This is a messenger RNA of Mucor mucedo, 431 nucleotides long. RefSeq lists its product as uncharacterized. The record is from RefSeq and is a predicted model, not a curated record. The transcript has 3 exons. The coding region runs from base 34 to 339 and encodes 101 amino acids. Lineage: Eukaryota; Fungi; Mucoromycota; Mucoromycetes; Mucorales; Mucoraceae.